This is a messenger RNA of Lytechinus variegatus (green sea urchin), 1884 nucleotides long. RefSeq names its product alpha-(1,3)-fucosyltransferase 7-like. Gene Ontology annotation, cellular component: membrane. Lineage: Eukaryota; Metazoa; Echinodermata; Echinoidea; Temnopleuroida; Toxopneustidae. Gene Ontology annotation, molecular function: alpha-(1->3)-fucosyltransferase activity. The record is from RefSeq and is a predicted model, not a curated record. The coding region runs from base 563 to 1825 and encodes 420 amino acids. The transcript has a single exon.
CACACGAAUAAUACUGUAUAACGGAAAUGGUUGCAUCGCAAUAUGCUCUGUACAGUGCUGCUAUUGAUCAUUGUCACUCAUGGGUUGUAAUGGCCCCCUAUACCGCUUGCGAUAUCAUAGAGAAGGAUGUAUAUUAUUUCAUAAUAAAAUGAUACAAUCAACCCCGGCCAUCAACAUCACAGCACGUGUGCGGAGUGUAUAACAAAACGAUAUUUCUCUACGUUGCGGAUCACUGGUGGUGAGCGUCGAGACGCCACUGUUGGUUUUGUGUAACACACAUUCGUGUGGUUAACGAAUAUACUGCAGUGAAACCAUAGAGAUAUAUACUAAGUGAAAGCAUAAAACAGUGGCUUCCCGGCGAUGCUCUUUAUAUCUACAGUUGAUGCCACCAUUCAGUGUGGUCGACGAACUGGAUUAUUCUAUACACAUCCCAGAUACAUAUAAUGCAGAAUGGCCUUUGAAUAACAUGCAGUAGUCGGCUCUUCAAAUGUGUGAACGUAAUUAUGUGGGUUCAUUUUAGAAUAAUCUAUGGUGAUUGUACCUUCUUCAUUAGCAACGAGUCAUGGAGAUAAAGAAGGCACUGAUCGUUGGAUUAUCAUUAACUCUAACAUUGGUUAUAUGCCUUUAUCUUGCUUUCUCCGAGAAUCGUCAGUAUAUCCGACAUGUUUCAUCAAUUAUGCCAAACUUCAACAUUGUGAGGAAAGCCUUUCGCAUAGAAAGCAAGCCACUUAAAAAUGGAGGCGAGGGUUCUUUACUAAUGAAAGGGGCAACAGGGAAUUUGAGCCACAGUCAGAGUGAGACUCCUUGUUAUCGUCAAGUACAGGUGUGGGACGGCAGCAAACUAGCCCAAACACCGAGAAAAUCUCAAUGUCCUGGCCUCAAAUGUGGAAUAAGCUUUGUCAAGGAUAGAAGUUACGUGACUAUGAUGAAGAGCGAUGCCGUAGUUUUCUUUCAUUUAUCUCGGUGGAGUUGGGCAGAAGUGCUCAAUAGACGGCCAUUGAAUCAAGCCUGGGUUUUCUAUUCCUUGGAGAGUCCUCCAUUGACUGGUAGAAAUGCAUUGCCACCAAGAAUACUAGACCAUAUUUUCAACUAUACGAUGUCAUACAGGCCGUCUUCAACGAUUCCCUCUCCUUAUGGUAUAUAUGACGAUACCCUGCCACAAAUACCUCAGGACCAAAAUAAAAAUUGGGCCGAAGGUAAAACUAGAUUAGUGGCCUGGGCUUCAUCCAAAUGCUUUGGACACGGUGGGAUCCAGUCUUGGAGGAGAAGAAACUUUGUAAAGACACUUUCAAAGCACGUAAGUGUCGAUAUGUAUGGCCAAUGUGGGGACCAAGUUUGCCCGAGAUAUUCACAGGGGUGCUGGACCCAAAUCAAAGCUCACAAGUUUUAUCUGGCAUUGGAGAACAACGAAUGCCGAGAAUACAUCACGGAGAAGUUCUGGGUAAACGCCCUCCGUAACGACAUCGUACCCAUCGUCUACGGACCCCCGAGGGAAGAUUACGAGCGAGUUGCGCCACCAAAUUCGUUUAUACAUCUCCAGGACUUCAGGAAUAUGAGUGAACUUGUGGAUUAUAUUAAUCUUCUUGAUGCUAAUGAUACCUUGUACAAUCAGUAUUUUGAAUGGAAGAAACGGGGCUCAGUAAAGUUUGUUGGAGAAUACAAAAUCUUGCAAGCGCAGUUCAUGUGUAAAGUGGUCUCUAAAUUGUUGGAUGACGAAAAUACGUUAAAUGGUAAUUACCAUGCACCAAGAGAUGCGAAUCCUUCAAUACAUGACUAUUGGUCAACUUCAUGUCCCAAACCAAAAGGAUUUCCUCAUGAUUUCUAGAAAGAUGUCAAUACUAAAGUUAUUUUUUUCUUCUACAACUGUAUAUACAAAUGAUUGGU